GCAGGCAGGCUCUUACCCAGAGCUCCUACAGUAAAUAUUUGUGUUUGCUCAGCCGGCUGUAAUGGUGGACGACUGAGAAAGAAAAGGGGAGAAAGAUCAGUCGGAAAAAUUGAAUCCCAGACCAAACACUACCGUCCGCGGCUCGGAAACACACUCCGGCGAACAUGGAUGAACUAAAACAUCAAGUGAUGAUAAACCAGUUCGUCCUGACAGCUGGAUGCGCCGCAGAUCAGGCCAAACAGCUCCUGCAAGCGGCACACUGGCAGUUUGAGACAGCCCUCAGUGCCUUUUUUCAAGAGACUAAUAUCCCAUACGGUCACCAUCAUCAAAUGAUGUGUACACCAGCAAACACGCCGGCGACUCCGCCUAACUUCCCCGAUGCACUCACCAUGUUCUCCCGUCUCAAGGCAUCGGAAAGCUUCAGCAGCAGUAGCAGCCCCAGUAUGGCUCCAUGGCCACCUCUCCCCCUCCCCCCAGUCAGCUGGGGUAUGACUCCACCAGUGGCCAGCCAGCAGGGAUUUGGACUCAGGGCCCUCCAGGCACACAGGCUCACCCUCCUCCGGGCUGGCCAUCCACUGUCAACCAGCAAGCAGCCGCCGAACAGAAGGCCAGCGUGGCCAUGGAGGCUGAGAGAUGAGGAGCAGGACUGCAGGACCCCUCGCCCCGCUCUCACUGGAGUGGUAGAAAAGGGGAGCAGUGAGGCGAAAGGUGGGGGUAUGAUUUAUAAGGAGGAGGGGGGCGGGACAGGGGGCACUCGCUUUCUGUCAGAGUCGCAGGGGAACCUGAAGCCAAUCCCAACUGAGUUCAGACUAGAGGUGGGCCGUGAACAGAAAGGAGCGAUGACACUUGUGGUAAAUGAGGAGGACAAGUUGGAGAUGGACUCCACGGAGAUGUGUAACAUCAUGACUAGAAAGCAGAUGCUCCAGCGAAGGCACAAUCUCCUGAUGGAGUUACAGGUGUUCCUGAAACAACACAACUUGACAGAAGGAAGUUUCAGUCCCCAACAGGGCCAAGGACUGUCUGAGCUGGAGCAAAUAGAAAAAGAGCUGCAGGGCCUGUCAGAGAAAGAGAGGGAGCUGAGAAACAAAAAACAAUCCACCAACACAGAAAUUACAGAGGAGUCAUCUGCCACUGUCCAGAGCCCAUCUGAUGAAGAACUGAGCCCCACUACACCUGAUCCAGAAGUGGUGGACGUGAAGGACCUGUCAUUUUCUCCGGCUUUGGUGCUGUGUCCUAACUGCCAGCAGCAUAUUACUACUGAGGUUCAGUACAAAGUGGGCAAAACAUCCUUUCUCCUCUGCUAUCUCUCCAUACUGCUGGGCUGUGUAGGGGGAUGCUGCCUGUUGCCCUUCUUUCUGAGCUACUUUAAAGACAUCUGCCACGUUUGUCCUUCCUGCCACACAGAAAUCCAGAACGUCUCUCGGAUCUAAAGAAUCCACUGGAAUUACAACUGUCCUCAAAGCACCAACCUGUAAGAAAGAUAUAUGGUUUUAAGAUGAACAAAUCUGGACUGAUAACAUCAUGAAAGCCGAUUUUACUGUACAGACUUACACUAGACACUAUAGAGCAUAGUUGAGAUCAUAGAUUAUUCUAUCCAUGUUCACUGGAUAUGAGCAAUCGUGUGCUCUGAGUGGCUAAUCUACUACCAGGCUAUCAGCUCAUAUACUGGGAGUAGAGAAAAACAAAAUGGAGGAGCGUGUUACUGAACCAACCGAGGACGAAAUAAAAACUCUACUUCGAAACGAAACCCCAAAAAUAAAAAAAAAAAGCAACCAAGUAUGGAAUAAAAAUUAUUUGAUGGUAAGACACACACACACACACAUAUAUACAUAUACACACACAUAUAUAUGCGCGUGUGUAUACAUACAUACACACACAUAUGGGUCUGUCUCAGAAACUGGUCUCUCAUUUGAGACAUUAUGGUCAAAAAAAAAUUCUUUUUUUUUUUUUUUGCAUUUACCCAACACUCAAUGUUUCUUUUGUCAUGUUGAAUAAGAAUAAAGAUAGCGUCUUGCUUUAUCUGGCCUCCACUGUGGAAAUGUUUUUUUUUUUUUAUUACAAUUCAAAUAGGGCGGCACGGUGGUGUAGUGGUUAGCGCUGUCGCCUCACAGCA
Molecule: messenger RNA, 2113 nt
Organism: Neoarius graeffei (lesser salmon catfish)
Lineage: Eukaryota; Metazoa; Chordata; Actinopteri; Siluriformes; Ariidae
Gene: ubald1a
Product: UBA-like domain containing 1a
Molecular function (GO): protein binding
Source: RefSeq, a predicted model, not a curated record